GUUGCCCUGGCAGAAAUAUCUAAAAACCCUGCGAGGCCGUGGCCGUCGGCGAAACCGCAUCGCCGCGCCUCCGCUCCGCGCGCCGCGCUAGGGUUUUAGGACUCCUCCCCAUUCGCCCCCAAAGGCAGCCGCCCCGCCAGGGUUUUAGCCGCCUUCUCCCUCCCUCCCUCCCCUCCUCCCCCUCGCCUCCCUCGUCCACAUCCCCUCGCCCGCCGCCGCCCGGAACCCUCCCGCAGCGACGCCAUGUGGGCCCUCCGCCGUGCCGGCAACCCCCUCAGGGUCCGUGCCCAACAAGUUGUGAGUGCCUGUGGUUGUGCGAGUCUUGAGGUGCUGCUAAAUGCAGAUGCAAAGGAUGUAGAGGAGCAUCACGAGGGUAAUUGUCAGAAAGCUUGCUGCCGUCGUAACCCAAAGUUGCCAGCCUUCCUGUUGUCAUUUUCACCAAGCCAUUUCACUUUGAGUAGGAGUUUCUCCUCUCAGGCAGGUGCAAAUUCUGGUAACAAAGACGAUGCUUUGGAGGAUGGGUUUUCUGAUCUGGAGGUUCCACCAGAAGCUGAUACAAAGGAUGCCGGGUUGACAUCUGAAGAUAGUUCUGAUGAGGAUGCCACUGAUGAAGUUGGCUUGCCUGAUGUGGAUGCUGCUGCAAAGCAUGAGAAGGAGCACAUGAAGAGGGCCUCUGAUUCCAUCCUCCUUAAAGCUAUUAUUGAAGCUCCGAGGCAUGAAGUCACUAAAGCACUUGAAAAAUGGGCUAAUGAUGGCAAUACACUCGAUAGGGGUGAACUCUUUUUCGUUCUUCUUAGCCUUCGAAAGCGGAGGUGGUUUGACAAAGCCUUGCAGCUCCACGAAUGGUUUGAAAAAUCCAAAGUGCUAGAAUUUGGAGAGCGUGAUUACGCUUCACGUGUUGAUUUGACGGCUAAGGUUUAUGGUCUUCAGAAAGCAGAACAGUAUAUUGAAAAAAUUCCUGCACCUCAUAGGGGUGAGAUAGUGUAUAGAACACUAUUGGCCAAUUGUGUUCAUGAAGCAAAUGUCAACAAAGCAGAGAAAGUCUUCAAUAAGAUGAAGGAUCUUGGAUUGCCAAUUACAGUAUUUUCUUUCAACCAGCUUGUGCUACUUUACAAAAGGGUGGACAAGAAGAAGAUUGCUGAUGUUCUCGCCAUGAUGGAGAAGGAGAAUGUGAAACCAUCUCUCUUUUCUUACAAGCUCCUUGUAGACGCCAAGGGAGCGGCUAGAGAUAUAGAAGGUAUGGAAAAGGUUGUUGAACAAAUGGAAACAGAAGGUGUUGAGCCAGAUCUUAUGUUUCAAGCUACAAUUGCAAGGCACUACAUUUUUGAUGGCCAGCGAGAGAAAGCAGAGGCGCUUUUGGAGUCAAUGGAAGGUGAUGAUAUCAACACAAAUCGUGCUGCUUGGAAGAUUCUGUUACCUUUAUAUGCUUUUCUGGGCAAGAAUCAUGAUGUGGAAAGGAUUUGGAGCGUGUGCAAGGAUAAUCCCAGGCUAGAGGAGUGUCUUUCUGCUAUAGAGGCCUUUGGUAGGCUUGGUAAUGUUGAAGAGGCAGAGAAAGUUUUUGAGGAUAUGUUAGUGAAAUGGAAAACACUCUCUUCCAAAUACUACAAUGCUAUGCUAAAGAUGUAUGCCAAUCAGAAUCUCUUUGACAAGGGCAAAGAGUUUUUUAAGCGGAUGGAUGAGAACCAUGUCAAAUUUGGAAACAGAACUUUGGAUUCGCUUGUGAAGCUAUAUGUCGACGCAGGAGAUGUGGGUAAAGCUGAGUCCUUGUUGCACAAGUUAUCUCUAAAGAAUAGGAUCAGGCCUCAGUACACCACAUACCUGAUGCUGCUUGAUAGCUACUCGAAGAAAGGAGACAUCCACAACUCAGAGAAAGUGUUCAACAGGCUGCGGCAGAUUGGCUACACUGGGAGGAUCAGGCAGUACCAGUUGCUGCUCCAAGCAUAUCUAAAUGCAAAGGCCCCUGCUUAUGGGUUCAAAGAGAGGAUGAAGGCUGACAACAUUUUCCCCAACAAUGCUGUGUCUACUUUGAUUGCUGCUACUGAUCCAUUCGUCAAGAAGAAAUCGAUAUCUGAGUUGCUCGAUUAAGCUGAGGGCUAGUGUGAGAUCCAUCGUGUCGCCAUGCAAUGCAUGUGCUGCUUUUGGCAUUCUGCUAAAGUAUAUGGUGAGAUAAUAACGUCUUAGUCUUGUAACGAACUACUAGUGUUUGUUUGCAUUCGGACUCCCGUGCUUUACUGAACUUUUGAGUCAUAGAGAAAUUGGAUUCGGUGCCUUAGAAUCCUUCCUGUGUGGUGAGUUAACCCUUCAUAUUAUUUUUGCCCUUUUUGUUGAUCCACUAGCGACCAAGAUGAGCCUGUGCACAUCAUUUGCUUGUCGAAAUUCCAAAUCCCUCCUGCUUUAAGCUGAGGUUAGCCGGUGGCUUCUGUAAGCCUGAGCCGAUUUGUAACUUGAUAAUGCAGUCGCGUGCACAGCUAUUUUGACA
Molecule: messenger RNA, 2479 nt
Organism: Panicum hallii
Lineage: Eukaryota; Viridiplantae; Streptophyta; Magnoliopsida; Poales; Poaceae
Product: pentatricopeptide repeat-containing protein At1g80270, mitochondrial-like
Exons: 3
Coding region: 244-2085 (613 amino acids)
Cellular component (GO): mitochondrion
Molecular function (GO): protein binding
Source: RefSeq, a predicted model, not a curated record